Caenorhabditis auriculariae is the source of this 3775-nucleotide messenger RNA. The record is from the annotation of a GenBank genome assembly. Lineage: Eukaryota; Metazoa; Nematoda; Chromadorea; Rhabditida; Rhabditidae.
AUGAGGCGGUCGCCGGAGGACGAGGCCUCCUCGGCCUACCUCGACGUCGACGUCGCCGUCUGGGGCACAGUCUCGCUAAUCUUCUCGAUCCUGCUCAUCUUGGCCGCUUUCUACUUCUCGGCCCUCCCGCAUGUACUCGAUGAGAACUACUUUACGCAGAAAGACCGAGUUCGCUAUUAAUAAUUAUAAGGUUUUUCGAAUUUCUUUUUUUUGUGUGCAAUAGGUUUGGUUCAAAAAUUUGAUUUGAUCCAGCUUCUGAAGUAAAAAGUCUUUUCUAUGCUCUUUCAUCUCACUUUUCAAAGCAACAAGUUCUUUUUCGAACUUUUUGAUAACUUCUGAGAUCUCUCCCCUGUCGAAGAAGAAGGACCUUUCUCAAGUCCUUAUUUUUUUGACUUUAUUCCGCCUUUUUUUGUUGAUAUCUAAUUUUUUUCAAUAAUAAAAUUCGAAAUUUUGAUUGGGAAGAUCAAAAUGUAAAUAUCUGAAAAUCAAACUGAAAUAAUUGUAUUUCUUUAAAGAUUUUAGAUUUCCCGAGCUUUGAACAUUUUGCUAACGUUUUAUUGAGGUAUGCAGAUAUCUGAAAGCGAACGGUAGAAGUAAAAAAAAAGUUUAAAAAAUUUUGCGAUAUCACGACAAUUUCGAAACCCGCAAAAUUGCGUGGGAGUUAUCACGUGUCUGCGGACUGCUAGCAAAAAAAUCAACAGCAAACUUUCCGAAAUUUUUUUUCUUCUUUUCCGUUCCUUGAAUCGAUUCAAAAUUUUUGGUUAUUUUUUUGAAUCGUAAAUUUAUGAAUUCUUUUAACUCCUUCUCCUAUUAAGGGCCUUUUUGGAACGAGGUUUUUUUUGAAGGUUAAAUUAAGGCUCAUUUUAUUUGUUGAAAAGAAGAAGUCAGGCCAAUUUUAAAGAUAUUUAUAGAAUAUUAUAAUCUCAUUUCAUUGAUUUAUUAAUUAAUCUAUUCCCUGAAACUCUGAAGUUUUUUUAAUUUUUUCAUAAAUUUUAAUCUCUUUUUCAGAAACACGAAAACGGCACCUUAUACUUUGAAUAUUUCAAUGAGAAAGGCGAAAAUGAAGGAGGAUUGCUUGGCGACUGGUUCGAACGGCUUUUACGUGGAGAAUAUCGGUACACCUACGGAAAUUCGUUCGCCAAUUAUUGCUGGGUAAUCAUUUAUCCGUUCCAUGAUUAUUUCGAAAAAUCAGAACUGAUUCAUUUGGCGAGAAAUUUACUCUUCUUGCAAAAAACAAGAAUUUUAAAAUCGAACCUGUUUUGUAAGUCUGCUGCAACGUAUUGUUACAAAUUUCGAACAACGUGUUGAAAAUGAAUCUGGUUUUUACACUAUGGAAACAUUAACGCUUUUAUUCGUUCAAUCAAUAUUCGAACUUGAAAUUGAACAGAAACGGAAAAUAAAUUUAAUAAGAGUUUUUAAAUAUUCAUUUCCCGUCAAAAGCCGCAUCGCGACUGCGACACGUCACUCAGAUAGACAUGUUCCAUUGCCUUUCAGUAAGGGUUAUAUGACUACAACAGGGAAAAGCGAAUUUACAAAGUUCCCCCGUGAUAAUUUUGUUUCGAAACGGCACUUUUUUCUUACUCCCCACAAAAAUCUGAUCAGAAGUAUAGUCCAUUCGCAGCAACCUGACAGUUUUCGAGUUUCUGCAUCUCUCUGUUCUCUCACCUGCCAAGUCAGAGAAGCAUGAAAAGAGCAUGUCAACAUAAGAGAGUUGGGAAGAGACGAGAGGGUGCAGAGAAGUCAUGCCUUUUUGAAUAUCGAAAAAAAGAUUUGAUAUUGUGAUAAUAAUGAAAGGUGGAUGAAGAAAGGUAAGGUGGAUGAAGAGCCCUCUCAAGCCGGGAGCAACGGACUAUACCGAAGUUAUUCCUAACAGUUUUUGAUCGAAAGGUUCAGCCUCGAGUCGUACCGAUAUCCCAAUGGGCCUCGUCAAUAUACCGCGCAACGCAGCACAAGGCGAUUGUUCAAACUUUGGUUAGAACUGUCGUCUUGUUUGGAAUCACCAAUUCGUUGUUUCAAACCAUUCUGCUGGCCCACUCAGCCUUACCGAGGUCUGGAUUGGUCGUCUGCUCGUGUUAGUUUGAACAUCUUUCAUGAAAAUGUAUUUAGUGAAUAUCUUUCUUUUUUUUUCUCUUUGCUCAAAAAUUUUCGAUGAAAAUCGGAAAACUUAUGAUCUGCUUGAUAAUCUCUCCCAGUUUUUUUUAAAGGCGCAUGGGCUUAUCAAAGCGAAGAGAUUUUUUGGUCAUCAAAAACUUCUGUGCGUUAAAAAGAAUCCGGCAAGGUUUUUGAGGAAAGUUAGAAUGCUCUGAAAAUCCGGGUUAUGUUUAUGCCUAUUCAUGUAUUUUUUACCCUGUUUUUGGUGAGGAAAUUUUUUGAAAAACGAUAGUAUAAUCAUCUAAAUCUUGAACUUAAAAAAAAGGUACGCUUUUCCCGCUGCAAGAUAUGAUUCCCAUUUCAUUCUUCUGACUGCUUUUUCAUGACCAACUAGGAAAGUCUAUUUUUUUCCUCCAUAUUUAUUUUUAACCAACAGUUAAAGCACUGUAGGCGAAUUCAAUCUUUCCAGUGUAUCUUUUUACGAUUUCCUUUUUUUUUUUGAAGCCAAACAUGAAUAGACUUUAAGCGGAUCCAAUCUUUGUAGUUCAUUUUUUCCUCUCCGAAACCACUCGAAAAUGUUGAUUCUCUUAUGAAUGGUUGAAUUUCAAGGCUACGCGGCAGUUUUUGUGGACCUGGCGCAUAGUUUGUCGUCGUUUGCGAUGACCGCGAUCCACUUGUGGCAAGAUGAGAAACGUGAGCGAUUAUCGCAAAAAGUUCCGUGCCGCAAUUGCAUUUUUUGCAGUGGCUUUCCUUGUCGACUCGGCCAUGGAGACGAUGAUGCUGACUUUGGUGUUGAAGAUCUCGCUGAAUAUUUAUCUUGAUGUUGGUUUUCCGGGUAAAAAAAGAAGAACGACUGGAGGAUAUGAAGAAAAAAAUUUAAUAAAGCUUCAAAAAUGCACAUUUAUCUUUGCGGUCUGCAAUCCCCAAAAAAUUGCAAGACUGUUCGAUGUACCAGCAGAAGAUGGUCUGAAAGUCUGAGCUGCACGAUUUUUCUCGUACUUCGAAAAAGACGUCUUUCAAAGUCAAAGUAAGCCCUCGAUAGAAAACUCUGCAGAGAUAAGACUGUUAGAAAGUUCUGGCGAACGAUGUUAUAACCAAAAAAAAAAAAAAACUUUUUUUUUUCAUCAAUAAGAAUAAAAAAACGUUUCAGGAAAUCAAAAUGCAUCGGUUAGCCAGAUGCUUCUCCUUGGCUUCUGUUAUUGGAGCUAGACCAAUUUUGAUCGCCGACGUCAAAACUUUCACAGAAAGAGUCGUUUGCGAUUCUAAUGGUGAGCUUAUAUUAUCAAGCAAGUAUUCUACAGAAAAUAGUUUCUUUAACAGUAAAUUGGGUGAAAGUUUGAGUUUUAUUGAAAUGCGGAUACUGUCGUUACUAUCGAUCGACAAUUUUGUUGUUUCAAUUUUUUUUUCAAGUUUUCAAAGGCUCAGAAGUCUUGAAAAAGAAAUUGGAGCUUUUUUGAGUUUUCAGUUUUUUUUAACCACGUCUUUUUCGUGGUUGAAACCUUUUUUCCAUUUUUUUUUUCCAGUAUAUCCAAGUGUCCUUUUUGCUCAAUUGGUCUUCUUUUCUGCCAUUUUCGUCAAUACAGCUUGUCAAACUCGAAGCCUGAAAGGAGUUCGAUUGAUGGCUUGUUGUAAGCGGAAAGAAUACGAAGAAGUCAGAGAAAUCAGAGAAAUCGUGAAGCUUUAA